Messenger RNA from Mesocricetus auratus (golden hamster), 948 nucleotides. RefSeq names its product olfactory receptor 4A16-like. Gene Ontology annotation, biological process: G protein-coupled receptor signaling pathway. Gene Ontology annotation, molecular function: G protein-coupled receptor activity; olfactory receptor activity. The transcript has a single exon. The coding region runs from base 1 to 948 and encodes 315 amino acids. Gene Ontology annotation, cellular component: membrane. Lineage: Eukaryota; Metazoa; Chordata; Mammalia; Rodentia; Cricetidae. The record is from RefSeq and is a predicted model, not a curated record.
AUGGGACAGAGAAACAAUGUAACAGAAUUUAUCCUCUUGGGCCUCACUCAAGAUCCAACUGGACAAAAAGCAUUGUUUGUCAUGUUUUUGCUCAUCUACAUUGUAACGAUGGUGGGAAACCUACUCAUUGUGGGGACAGUGGUGGUCAGCCCCUCCUUAGACUCCCCAAUGUACUUCUUUCUAGCUUAUCUGUCAGUCAUGGACGCUGUUUAUUCUACUUCCACAUCACCCAAGUUGAUUAUGGACUUGCUGUCUGACAAAAAGUCUAUCUCAUAUAAAGCUUGUAUGGGUCAACUCUUUACGGAACACUUAUUUGGGGGUGCUGAGGUCUUCCUCCUUGUGGUGAUGGCCUAUGAUCGUUAUGUGGCCAUCUGUAAGCCCCUUCACUAUUUGAACAUCAUGAAUCGGAAGAUCUGCAUCCUUCUGUUAGUGAUAGCCUGGGUUGGUGGGUUUGUUCACUCUGUGGUUCAAGUUAUUUUUGUGUCUAAUCUCCCUUUCUGUGGACCCAAUGUCAUUGACCACUUUAUCUGUGACAUGUACCCACUACUGACACUAGCAUGCGGUGAUACUUUCUUUAUUGGUCUUACUGUGGUUGCCAAUGGUGGAGCAAUCUGCAUGAUCAUUUUUAUUCUUCUCCUAAUCUCCUAUGCAUUCAUUCUAAACUCUCUUAAAAGCUACAGUCAGGAAGGGAGAAGAAAAGCCCUGUCCACCUGUGGCUCCCACAUCACUGUGGUUGUACUGUUUUUUGUUCCCUGCAUUUUCAUUUAUGUUAGACCAGUAUCUAACUUUCCCAUUGAUAAAUCAAUAAGUGUGGUAUUUACAGUUAUUACUCCCAUGUUGAAUCCAUUAAUAUACACCCUGAGAAAUUCAGAGAUGAAAAAUGCUAUGCAAAAACUCUGGUGUAAAAAAUUAACUUCAGGUAGAACAAGAAUACAUUCCCCACAUUGA